CACCACCUUAUUCUCCAUUUUCACAAAUAAGUUUUUUUUUGGCCACGGCGUCCACUCCCCAUCAAAAUUGUGAGUAUCGAGCUAGCUAUACAAGCCAAAGAUAUCAUAGAGUAGUCCAAAGGUAAUGUUGAGCUUACUUAUAGUUGUAGUCUAUAGUUAGAUAUGGGGUAAUUUAAACUUGAUGUAUAAUUAUAUCGAGUAGGUCCAGUAGUUGGUAGUAUCUUGUCAAAUUUGCCUAGCAUCUCUAUAAUUACUAGAGCACUGAAGUGCAAUAAAUAAAUCUAUAAAAACCAGCGGAGUAAAGAAGCAACAACGUACUUUUAAUAGAGACCGAUAAAGGCCGGCUCACUUCAGCUGCAAAUAAUAGAUCUACAAUGUACCUCAAAUAAAGGUCAUGUCUAGGCAACGCAAGUUCAAGCUUCUUAGCUUCUUAGCUUUUGCUCGCUUUUAUACGACAACGAAGCUUUAACAUCGAAAUCUGCGACUUUUAAAACUAAUAACUUGUUGUGUGAAGGCUAUCCAUGCUGUAAAUGCAGCGCUAUGGCAUCCAGGUGAGUAGACUCAAAAUACACUAACAAACAAACCAACGGACUACUAUACCCGCUGGCCGCGGCACGGCCUCAGGUAAUAAUACGUAUUUUGUACAAGGAGUUGAUCGAAGCACACAAAAGAACAUAAUAAUUAUAAUUAUGCUGCUACUAAAGAGUGGUCAAUCACACUAUACACAACAGCACUGGUAUAGUAAUGUUAAGGCGCUACAUGUAAAUGAAAGAUUCUGAAGAGACUGCAACAGCCUUCAAUGUGAGUCAAACUAGCCAUAACUCGAGAAAGAAACUUUAGUUUGCUAAUCCAUGAAUCAAAAUCCAAGAGAACGUGGCUAGAAGCCUAUAGAAGCUGUUAGUUUUCGUCGCAUUGCAACCGUUGAGCAGUUACAGCUGGAACAGACACACACACACACACACAGUCAGCUUUACCGUAUCCCUCGUGCGGCUACGCCUCGAGGCAUAACAACAAUGUGUUUCUAAUAAUUUUGUCUGUCUCUAUAAUUAUACUCACUUACCAGCAGAGAUGAAUUAUACGAUAUCUCAUUCGAUAUCUCAUUCUUGGAAAUGGAGGCAAUAAAUUAAAGACUUCAGUCAAGUUGGAGGUUGUGAAGAGUUCUUUUGUUGUGAUGAGGUGUGUUGAAUCCUCCUUUAUAGGUACCAAGUGAUAAUUAUAUUCACUUAUAAAUUAUUAUGCAUAGCUUCAGCUUCAUGCUUUGGACGAGUAAUUGGAUCAUCACGUGUUUUAUCCUAAUAACCCUUUCUCAGGAAAUAUUAAAUUCAUUUCUAGCAGGUUUAAGAAAGUAGACUACGCUAACUAUUUUAUGAAUAGCAAGACUUAAUUUAGCUAUUAUACAUUUAGCGCUAUAGCUGAUCGUGAAUCUACAAGGACCACAGCCGAUAUCAGACGACAAGCUAGUAAUGAAUUUUAUAACCCAUAGUUAGAGUCAAACUAUUUUUAUUGUAGCUCUUGUAGAUGGAGUUGGUGGCAGCUAUAGCAAGUCAGACAACUGCCUUGUGCAUUGUAGUUGGGCUAUUUCUUACAAUCACAGUUAUUGAAGCCCAAAAGUUUACAAUUGAGCCCGAGUCAGUGAUACAAGCCGAGGGAUUAUUGGCAAAGUUUGAGUGCCUGUCUCCUGGAGCAUCAGGUUAUCCUUGGUUCGUGGACGGCACACCGUCUGUAAGCCCUGACUUUUCAUCUGAAAUCAAAGUAGCUGGAGGUACUUCAGGUCGUCCCUCAGUGCUGACCAUCCCAGCUAGCUCACAGUUCAACAACAGUGUCAUUCAGUGUGCAGCAUUUUCACUGAGUGGUGCAGUGUUGUUCUCAAGGAUUGCAAUAUUGACAGUUGAGCGUGUAAUUCUUGUGGUGUUGAAUGGUGAAACCAAAAUUACUGUCUCCGUAAUGAAUAAUUUCACUAUGAAUAACCUCGCCUAUCGUGUGGACAUCUCCCUGGUGCCUCUGGUCACCAAUGAGAUGGUUGCACUUCCUCCUCUAAAUGGGAUUCAAAAUCAAGUGCAGUUUAAUUAUCAACAACUUAAGAACCACACUGUCUGUGAUACAUUCACCUUCACUGUGACUCCGAUUACUUCUGAGUCAGGAAUGGAAGGAAAUCAGAGUGAACCAGUCACUGGGUUCUUUACACAAGUAACAGAUAGUAAUGUCAUUCCUCUCAUCAGUCAGGGAGGUAAUGUGUUGAAGAAAAUAGUACAUCUCGGUGGUAUGGUACCAAACUGUACCAACUUCACCUCUUACCAAGUUACCACUGACAUAUUGAUAAUCAACAUCUCUGUGACGCUUACUUCGAUCACGGGUGUGCGCCUCAUAUUCAAGGACAUGCUAAUCAGAACAACUGAUGUUCAAAACUUGAUUGUGCACGUUUGCCCUCAAGAAAACUGUGCGAGUAUUGAAUAUGUUGAAAGUACCCUCUCUCCCGGAGCUCUUCUCUGUGUGAUACGUAUCAUUGAUGGAGAGUUGGAUUUUCAAAGCACAAGGCUAGUGCCAAUUCGACGGCACAUGAGUGACAAUUUUACCAUCCCGGUGGCUGUUAGUGGAAAGUACAGUGUGGUUGCAUUUGACCUUGAGAACAACAAUAUGAGUGUACCAAGAAUGCCCAUUUCUAUAGUGGCCGACGAUGAAACUACGGUUUUGAGCAAUGAAUCUUCCACUGAACCAAGUUCUCCACCUAAUUCUGAGGGCAUCACUGUCACUAAACUAUCAAAUGGAAGUGCUGAAGUAACCUGCACUACCUCUGGCCAGAGUUGUCUAGCAUUGUUUCAAUCUAAAACCUCUCUUGAUUUGAUGGUGGUGGUUGGUUUUAUUGAACCACCUAAUGACAGAACUGUUGUCUCUCUUGAUGCCACUUCUGAUGUUUAUGUGGUAGUGUACACUUGGAACAGUGAUUCUGGUGAGACCAUCUUUGAUGGGAAGGUAUCCUUCAUUGAUCAAUUGGAGCUACGAACCAGUCCUCCCCGUACACAAUCACCUCCUGACAGUACGGAAUCUCCAUCAUUGUCUUCACCUCAACCUCCACCGCCCAUAGUAAUAAUAAUAGUCAUUGUUGUUACUCUGAUUCUGGUCAUUGCGAUAAUUGUCAUCGUUAUUGUUAUUCUGUAUCGAGUGAAGAAAGGCAAACGAGGCAACAAGGUGUUGCAUUCCAGCUACAUUCAUGAAUUAGAUGAAGUGAUCCCGUACCAGGAACAAUGGAAAAGGUUCACUACAAUAGAAAGCUAGAAUUGUGACUGGAUGUUGUCUCUGUAAUACCAUAUUACUAGAAUAUUUUGCAGGUGAAAAACCUUUGCGAAUGAGCCAAAUCAGCAGAAAAUUUGACCCUUUGCGAUCUAACUAUUGCGUUCUGGCAAGGAUCGUGUGUAUUUACUAGUAAUAAAAUAGGUUUUGCGGAUUUUAUUGUUGCGACAAUAUUGAUCAACCCUCGCAAAAUUCGCAAAUGUUUGAUUCUCGCAAAACAUUCUAGUAAUACGGUAGCUGACUGAGACUCUGGAAUCCUACUCCAGGAGCCAUACUUCUCUGAGACUCCAGGCUUCUUUACUGUGAUCCUAGUCCACGGUGCAUAUAUCUAUGUACCAUAAAACUCUGUUCUCAAAUGUUUCAGCAUGUCUCGCUCUGGUUUAGUUCUGAGUUGCUGGGCUAGACAGCUCAGUAACUACCUAGUUCUUAACUUCUGGUUUCUUUGUAAUCAUGUCACCAGCCGAGGGUUUGCACUUUAGUGCUCUAGUUUGCUGGUGAAUAACCUUUACAAAUGAGCCAAAUCAGGAAAAAUUGACCCUAUUGUGCUCUGGCAAGGAUUAUGUGUAUUAAUUUACCAUACUAAUUUUAGGUGUGCGAUUUUAUUGAUAAACCCUUGCAAAGUUUUUCAUGUUUGAUGCUCAAAAAACAUUCUAUAGUAACAGUAUACGGUACAUACAUGUAUCACUUGAACUAUUUUACCGGCUGGCUAUAUAAUUUGUGUGUCUUUAGAUAUAAUCAAGGGCGUAUGAAGAGAAGAGGGCAUGCAACUACAAUCUAUCAAAUGGGCGGAGGUUUAUGUCUAAAGAAUGUAUUGCAUGUGCACUUUAUACUCUGGCUAGCCUUUAUUCCCUAGUGGACGGUUGGCUAAAUCAUGACUAAAUAUAGUAUAUCCUGCUGACUCAUCAAUAAUAUGACGCAUACACAGUAUACAUUGUGAGUUGCAUGCCCUCUUCUCUUCAUACGCCCUUGGUAUAAUUAUGACUGAGCAGUAAUUACCAUGAAUUCACAAUGGUACAAAUACUACUCAGGGGUGAUAGGUACGUUGUAAACUUGUGUUAUCUGUUAGCUACUAUAUAGUGUGAAUACUCUGAAACAAACUUAUUUGUGGGACAGUAUACAGUGGAGCCCCUGAAUGAUAACCUCUAUAACCUGUUCAAUUCUUCAUGCAGACAUUUUGGCAAAGGUGUCAAGUAGUAUAAAAUUAUGUGCACUACUAUAAUUAUGUCACUGUGGGAGUAAAUUUUAGGGAUAGUGCUUACUUUAUAGUAGUUUGUUUGAAGUACAUACAUUUAUAUGUGUCACUGUAUACGUGUCAGCUAAUUCCCCAAGUGGAGUCUGUUGACAGUUGCAUGUGUGUACAUAUGUAGUGUAACUUCAAAAUCUUUGUUGGUAGUUUUCGUAACUAGUUGGACUACUUUCCAUUUCAUCAUGAGAGGCUAGAUAUCUCAAUAACUUACACAUGUACGUGUUAUGCCCUGCUAUUAGUAGCUUUAUGUUAUGUAGCUUUGGCACCUCCACUGAGGUAUCAGCACCCGCGGUGCUUUCAUAUUGAACUUAUUACUCUAGGAAAUUAUGAUUGGCAAAACACAUACAGAUAUAAUUAUUGUCUCAAUAACAGGCUAUACAUGUAAUAGUUGUACCAUGGAUAUCAAGGGUGUAUUGGAUUUGUACUGCCGAGGGCAGUUCUAUGUAUUCCUCGAGGGAAUACAUACAUGUACAACUGCACGAGGUAGUACAAUCAUAGAUUGAGUAGAGAGGGAUUGGAAACGAGGUACCCUCGAAGUACCAUCCGUGUUUCCCCGCGGUUUUAAUCGAGGCUUAUUUCCAACGUGGGGUCUAAACAUGAAUAAUAAUUCAUGAGAAUUGUUUUUGCUGUCUGUAAAAAGUCCACGAGCAGUUUUGCUUCUAAACAUCAACUUCAUUAAAUACUUGUGGCCAUUUGGGACACAGCACACUACUUAGUGACACAACCUUAGCUAUAUCGUAGUAGCUAAACUGACACAAGCAUGAAAAAUCGCUCUGUGUUAGACUAGCUACUUCAUGACAAUCAAGAUUGUAUUUUCUUCGUUUCCAAAUGAUACUCACCAUCAGGGGGCAUUUGUUUAAGUGCUAGAGGGGUCUUUGAGACGCAUGCAUAGACUCAGUUGAAACACGGAUUGUUUCUGAACUCUACAUAGACUUCAUUGUAAAACAUCACGUGAACCACUUCCGUUACCAAUCCCCUUCUACUCUAUCUAUGGUACAAUAACAGUACACACGCAGAUAUCCAUGGUACAGGUUAGUCUCAUGAAUCAGCCGCCGUUCCUUUGGAACACCGUCUGAGCACUCUUGUCAUCGUUUUAUGUGCCAAGACGGAAUUCCGUCUUGACCAAUCAGAUUGCAGAAGUCCAGUCAGGUGAUGAACUUGGAGGCAGCAAAGAACUGCACUUUGCUCAACGCAUUUGGAUAACCAUUAUGCAUGCAUUACUAAUGGUAAACGCUUCAUACAAAGAAGCUGCUGCGAAGCAUAAGCAAGCCAACCUUGGGCAAGAAUCAGUAGUUUGAUACUCUUCUCUUCUUAUGCACGAAAUUUUCAAGGCACUUAACUUUCAAUAGAAUUACCUAUAUAUAAAACAUAAAUUUCACGCUAUACCUUAUGUCAAUGCACGUUGCAUCCGCUGUUAGCAAUGUUUGUGGAGGACUCUUGAAAACAACACGGUAUACGGUAUAUACGUGUAUAAAUUAUACUACUUGAAGUCAAUUAGUACUAUAUGUUUCUAACUAUAAUUUAUACAACAUGUGUGCUAAAUUUACCAUUGCAUGACUGUAUGAUAUACUGGAAGUUACAUGCACACCGAGGUAUAAUGAAUGUCAAGCAGUAAGUGUACAGAAUUAUAAUGAAUGUCAAAGUAUUAAGUGUA
Halichondria panicea is the source of this 6188-nucleotide messenger RNA. RefSeq lists its product as uncharacterized. The transcript is spliced from 11 exons. Bases 1519 to 3273 code for a protein of 584 amino acids. The record is from RefSeq and is a predicted model, not a curated record. NCBI's taxonomy places the organism in Eukaryota, Metazoa, Porifera, Demospongiae, Suberitida, Halichondriidae.